GUCCAGUUUUAACCAAGUUUCUAGGACUCGGUGCAUAGUUUCCAUUCACUAUUUAUUUUUAGGUUUCUGAUUCAUAUAAUCAAUACUAGGUUCCCUGGAAUUGUUGGUUUCGUUACACUGUUCAUGUUUUUCGUUACUAUUUAUUCUUUGCUGUUUUGUUGAGGACUCAAAAAUGGAGAUGGCCCAAAGGCCCCUGGUAGCUCAAGCCACCACUUCAAGUCAGACAGCCAACACCAGUGUUAUAGAUUUGAGUACAGGUGAGGGUGGUCAAACUGGACCUACUGCCAUGCCACUAGCAGCGGCCGUUCUGCUCGUUGCUUCUGCGCUGUUCACCGACGACGGGAGGCAACGAAAGAAACCACCGCUAUCUCCAGCAGCGCCGCCGUGACUCGCCGUCAAUGCCAGUGGUUCCGAGUGACGUCCUAGUCCCGUCCCUCCAUCGCGCGUAGCAGGCCGGCGAAAUCAGAGAGUUGCAGCGGCAGUUCUCCCUCCUCGGUUAAGCUUUGAAUUCGUCAAAUUUCGAGCUGAUUCGUGGUUUCUAUACCUUCCGUUA
Molecule: messenger RNA, 553 nt
Organism: Cuscuta campestris
Lineage: Eukaryota; Viridiplantae; Streptophyta; Magnoliopsida; Solanales; Convolvulaceae
Source: the annotation of a GenBank genome assembly